AUGACUGCAGUAGCAAGUAAUCCAAUGGAUUUCGAAGAAGAAGCUCGAAAAGCUCGUGAAUAUUAUAUGUAUGGUGAUUAUCAAAAAGGUGUGACAUUUUAUCAAAUAGCUAUUGAUAAACUUCGACGUUAUUGUCAAACAUUAUCAAAUCCAGUUGAAAAAAAACGUGGUUCAGAGUGUAUCGCGGAACUUGAACGAGAACUUCGAUCAACUGCAGAACAUGAUCGAAUGAUUAGAGAAAUUCAAACAAAUUUAUUAUCAAAAUAUAUUAGUAACGAUAGGAAAGCAGCCGGUGGUGAUGCGUUUAGUAAUAUAAAUGAUAAUGAUCGUUUUAAUAAUCUAGCAUUUGGUGAACCACCAGUACGUGAUUUUGGUUUUGAUCAUCGAAAUCCAAUUCAUGCACCUCAACCACGUCAACCACCUGUUUCUCGUCCUCAACCCGUACAUCGUGAUCAAAGACCAGCGAGCAAUGAUAAUAAUAAUAGAGGGCGAAGAGUUCCAUCAAGUGUUCCUGAUAAUAAACAAAAACAACGUGAUAAUAAAGCUGUUAAUAAUAAAGAAGAAAAAAAAUAUGUACCUAUAGCUUCCGAAAAAGAUCUAGUUGAAGGUUUAGAACGUGAUAUUGUGCAAAAAAAUCCAAAUAUUAAAUGGAAAGAUGUUGCUGGUUGUACAGCUGCGAAAAAAUUAUUACAAGAAGCUGUUGUAAUACCACUUGUUGUACCAGAAUUUUUCAAAGGUCUCCUUCGUCCAUGGAAGGGUAUUCUAUUAUUUGGUCCUCCUGGUACGGGAAAAACUAUGUUAGCUAAAGCAGUCGCAACAGAAUGUAAAACAACAUUUUUUAAUAUAACUGCCGCGAAUUUAACAUCAAAAUAUCAUGGUGAAGGUGAAAAACUUGUUCGUGUACUUUUUGAAUUAGCAAAAUUCUAUGCUCCAUCAACAGUAUUUAUUGAUGAAAUUGAUUCUUUAUGUUCAACACGUGGUGCAUCGAAUGAACAUGAAGCUGGUCGAAGACUUAAAUCUGAAUUACUUAUACAAAUGGAUGGUGUAACCGGUGCUGUUGGAGGUGAUGAUGCAUCGAAACUAGUCAUGAUACUUGGUGCAACAAAUCAUCCUUGGGAUCUUGAUGAUGCAAUGCGGCGACGUUUAGAAAAACGUAUUUAUAUUCCAUUACCCGAUACAGAAACACGACAACAAUUACUUGAAAUUAAUCUUGGAGAGAUGAAAAUUGCCGAAGGUGUUAGUUUAAAUGCAGUUGCAGAUAAACUUGAAGGUUAUUCAGGAUCAGAUAUAACCGGUGUUUGUCGAGAUGCAGCUAUGAUGCAAAUGCGUCGUGCAACUGAAAAUUUAAGUAUAACACAAAUUCAAGAACAAGCUCAAGUUCUUAAAGAAAAAUUUUUAUCACCAAUAACAAUGGAUGAUUUCGAAAAAGCUUUAUCGAAAAUUUCAUCAUCGGUUUCAGUAGACAUGCUGAAGAAAUAUGAAGAAUGGAUGAAAGAAUUUGGUUCAGUUUAA
Messenger RNA from Adineta steineri, 1512 nucleotides. NCBI's taxonomy places the organism in Eukaryota, Metazoa, Rotifera, Eurotatoria, Adinetida, Adinetidae. The record is from the annotation of a GenBank genome assembly.